UUUGAACGUAUAACAAACUGGAUCUUUUGACAUAAAGCUCUGUGUAUAUCUAGAUUAAAACGAGAGAAAAAGUGUAAACGAACACUUACAUUAGAAUCAUUCAACUGAUUAAUUAUAUAAACAUACGCUGAUGAUUCAAGCAGAGGUUAAUCUGAAAUUAAACAAAUGAAAUUUGUAUAAGUGUUAGUGGAAGUCGUUGGAGGAAAAUGGUGAUUGACCGUCCGAAGUUAUAGAAACAUUUGACGCGUUUGUAUGACGGAACUUCCGGGAAAUCAGGAUGUUGUUCGAACCUAAAAAUCGGAGUAUGUACGAAUAAAUUUGGUGUGUAAAUAUACUAUAAUGGAUGGUUAUUAUUAACAAAACAAGGGUUUGAUAUUGCAAAAGAUUUGGAUGAUUUGUUAAAGACGUUUGUGCAUAACAAAACAUUAAGUGAUAACGACUCUGGUAUAAAGUUAAAACAAGUUUUCAUCUUCAUGUUUUACAUUGAUUACAUACUGAUAACGAAUAAUUAUCGUGAAAAUCUUCCGAGUUUGGUCAGGGAGUGUAUAAAAUCUUUAAGGCUUAUUUUUAUAUUAAGCUCAAGAUGAAAGAUUUAUAAUACAAGUUUCAGUUUUAAAGUUCUAGCAUUCUGAAAUUGCAGGUAUAUUCGUUCCAAAAUUUCAGAAACAUCUUCAAAUUAUAAUAAGAGGAAAACAUUUCUGUAUUGAUCAACAUGAUAUGUUUAUGGAGUUAGUUUAAACAGAAGGAUUCCACUUUGUUUAGAAUGUUAGAAUAACUAUCGCUAUCUUGGGAGUACACCCGAAAGAAAAUCAAACAUUUUUGGAGAUUAAGUUGCCUGAAAUAAGUUUAAAAAGCAGUGAUUUCAAGUAAUGAUCAUGUCACUGGAAAUUUAACGUAAAAAUAUUAAAACUGAAUGGAAAGAUAAAUGAACCUUAUUGAAUAUAUGAACAUUUGCGUGGAAUCAUACAUCACAAUUAAUUUACUUAGUAUUUGUGUGGAAUAAAUAAUGCAUCAUAUUGAACUAAAGGAAAUUUGUGGAAUUAUAAAUAUUUCACAACAAAUGUAAUUAGAUCAGAAAAAUAUUCAGUCUCUAGUAGACUUCAUUGAAAUCAUAUUGUUUGAAAGUAUUUUUGAACAUUUCUUGUAUUUAGAAGAUUUAUAAUGUAUACAACAAUACCGAAGGACUGGAGGAAUGGGUUUGAUUCAAACGUUACAAUUCAGGAAUUAAACACGGCUCUUGUGCAGCUACAUAUUCCGGCUAUAGUGUUUGUAGCAAUUCUGAUGGUGUUUGGUGUGUUCGGCAAUAUCUUGGUACUCUAUAUAUUUACCACAAAGUAUUAUAUAUCUACAUAUAGGGGAUUUAUCCUUUGGUUAGGAUGGAUAGACCUUAUAGCAUGUACUGUCGGUAUGCCAUUGUUAAUUGUCAGUAUGCUUUAUCCGUAUAUGUUUCCCUCAGAAGAAGCGUGCAAGACAUUAAGAUUUCUACACGUGUUUUUCGUGGUCAGUUCAGCUUUUAUCGUGAUUGCUAUAGCCAUAGAGAGACAUAGGAGAAUAUGUAACCCCUUUUCUAUAGAAAUGACAACAAAUAAGAUAAAGAUAAUGUGCUUGGUGGCGUCUGUCCUAGGCUGUCUUGUUGCUGUUCCGGCGAUAUUUGUCUAUGGCGACGCCGUCGUGGAAACUGGCGUGCAUAAUAUCACAGGAUUGGAGUGUUUCAUUGAUUCCGACGCUGAAUCGUCGGAUUGGCCACAGGCCUAUUUCAUUUUUCAGCUGUUAUUGAGUGUAAUUUCAAUGAUAAUUUUGGGGAUAUUCUAUUUUCGAAUAGGAGCCAGAAUAUGGUACCAUGACAAGUUUCUUAGAGACAAUACGUACACAAGGAAAUGCCACUCUGGAAAAAUAAAAGGAAAAGAAAAUGGUAAACAACACAUCUCCAAGAAAAAGUAUGUCAUCCAAAACGGUCGUGCUAAUAAAAAAGCGAUAUGUUCUCCGGAGUGCUACAACAAGGGGAGGGACAAUGGUAGUAAAGGCAAAGACAAAGGCCCAAUAGCUACGAUUAGAACGCCACUAGAUGACCCAAAAAUAAGAGAAAGUCUUUACGAAGACUUGAUGAAAAAGGUUGUGACAUUAAAUGAUACAUCUCGAGCUAAUUCUCCAGUUCCAUUUGAUUGUUCACGAGAAUCUACGCCAAAACUAGAGCGUGUCAACAGGCAACAAGGUGAAGUGGAUGACAACAGGAGUUGCAUAAAUAGUGGUCCUAGCUUACGGACAAAGCAGGUCACGUUUAUGUUAUUUGUAAUAACUGUUGUGUUUGUGCUCUGUUUCAUACCACAUUUAGUGCUCAUGGUCAUUAAUUCAAUGGAUUCUUCAUUUGUAAAUGGCAUGUCGCCAAUUGGGGUUGUCUUUUAUAACAUAUUUUUACGGUCAUUCGUGAUAAACAAUAUGGCAAACCCGUUGAUUUACGGAUUCUGUGAUAAAAAAUUCCGACUAGAGUGUGCUAAUCUUGGAAGGAACAUACUUUCUUGUGGAAGAAACUGAACAAAAUGUUUGAUCUCUGAAAUCAUUUUAUACGAUAUCUUAUCACAUGCCGUCGGUUAAUGUUGAUUGUAGUAUAACCAUAGGUUUUUGUUUUUGUUUUUGGCUACGUUUAGUAUAUACAUUAAAAAAGACGAGUUUCUGUUUAUUUUCGGUAUUUUCUGCCAUUAUUUAAAAGCAUGUGAUAAAUAGAAUCAUACAUAUGUUGUAAUUUCAUAUAUAUAUUGAGAUUAAUUCUGCUUAAGCCGGUGCUAGGGGGCGUGGACGGUAACUUGCACUUUCAAGUACCGUCCAUGAACAAGCUUAAUCAAACCGAGCCUGCAACAUUUUCAAUUUUGUUGUGUUGUACUUUCUUUAGGGAUUCUGCUUUUCUCUAUUCUAUUGAGAAAUGUAAUUUAGCUGUAUAAAUGAAUUAUCCUAUUGUAGUUAAUGAAAGUCAUCUCCGAAUGAAUAUUACUAAACAGAAAUGUUGUAAAUUAAUUUGAAAUAUAUCUCUUCCUGUGAUUCAAAAACGAGUUUACCAAAUAGAGUAGAAUGAAAAAUAUCUCAGUCACAUCGGUGUAGAAAUUUAUAUUACUUUAUUUCUUUGAAAGUUUAACAGAUUCACGUUUUUUUUUAAUCAGACAUUAUAGCCUUAAUUUUACCAAAAGUUUCAACAAGGGUAAGGAGAAUUAAGGUCAAGGUUAAAUAUAUUUGCUUGCUUUUAUCUGGAGUUUGUCUUUUAUAUAUUUACAAACAGUCUGUCCUGGUGCAGAUUGUUUAUAUGAACAGAAAGCAAAAAUAUGGCAUUCUAUUUUAUAUUCUUUUAUAUCAUUGAUUCCAGUUGCAAUUAUUUACUUAAUUCCUUACUAAAACGACGGUGGUAUUAUAAUAUUCAUAAAUAAUGUGACAUGUAUAUACAGGUACAUGUAAAGGGCUGAGUCGGGGGGGGGGGGAGACUUUUCCAGCUUAAGAUGCAUUGUCAUAAAGUUUUGUUUCUUUUGUUUCAUUUUUAUGUCUUUCGUUUUUCGCUUGUAUAAUUAUCACAGAAUCGGAAAACAUAUUUAUAUCUUUAUUUUUCUUCGUACAAACCGAUUGGAAAGACAAUAUGUAUUAGUAUUGCAUACAAUUUGAGGUCCAGGAUGACAUUGCUUGUAAAGUAAUUUCAUCAUGUUUCCGUUGAAUAAGUAAAUAUUUGAUUGAAAUAGAAAUAUGUGUAUGAUUAAAGGGUCAUAGGGAGAGUACCUUGUUUUGGCUCCCGUAGCUCUAACUAGAGAACGGAUUACAAAGACAAUUUUCUAUACCCUUUUUGCAAACCUUAAUUAGUGAUAUGCAUUCGAGUAAAAUGAAAGUUCGAGAUUCAGAUACUCAGAUAAUAACCUCUUGUCACUAACCCAUUACGAACGUUUAUUUAAAGUUUGCUUUUUAGUUGGGAUGUAGUCUCCAAUAGUGCACUUCCUAUCCCGAAAUUUCCAUUCGUACACGGUAACGCCGUCUGCAGUGACGUUUCAUCACCAUUAUAUAUUCUAUUUUUGUUUUUAAGGAGAAAAAACUUUUUGUCCAUGAUAUAAAUGAACUUGUCAUGUAGUAAACCUUCUUCUUAUACCAAGUUAAUAGGUUCAAAAUGACAAUUACACACAAUGAGUUCGUCUCAAAGAAGAAGAAUAUUUUUGUUCAUACAAUGGUCGUUUUGGUAUUUUCCACACACAAAAAAAACAGUUGGCUGUUAUUUUCUUCUGGUUUUUGACAAAAAAUAUAUAUUUAAUGUUUCAAAAUGACAAAAAUAUACUCAUUAAAUUUAUUUUUAAUGUAUUAAAAUAGGGAUUUAAUAGUUGAGUAACUAAGGACAUUUGUUCUAUAAAAAUGACAAUGAAAGUGAAGUAGUUUAAAAACUUGUUUAAAAAAUGUAAAUGAAGUAGACAACAUUAUGACUGUUUUAUGUGCAAAGCAAAGAAUUUUGAAUACACGGCGUUUCCUGAUGAUGGUUGUUUAUUUAUAGAUUUCCAUGAUACCAACUUUAAGUAGCCAAUGAAAUAAUUACAAUAUAGACUUCCUGCCGUGCUCUAAACCGGUAAACACAGUAGAGAUACUGACUAUAAUUCUCUGUAGAAUUUUACAUGUAUGUGUGUAUUGUAAUUGAAAGUAUAUCUACUGAAUUAUUUAAAGAUCCUGUAACACAUUUUUAUGGUUUUAAAUCAUAAAUAUGAUGCUCACAUUAAGAUUUAUCAAUAUUGUAAGUUCCAAAAAGCAUUAUUUAUAAAGAUAUUACCGUAUUUAUCAUUUCA
Molecule: messenger RNA, 4793 nt
Organism: Ruditapes philippinarum (Manila clam)
Lineage: Eukaryota; Metazoa; Mollusca; Bivalvia; Venerida; Veneridae
Product: rhodopsin, GQ-coupled-like
Exons: 2
Coding region: 1162-2532 (456 amino acids)
Biological process (GO): neuropeptide signaling pathway
Cellular component (GO): membrane
Molecular function (GO): neuropeptide receptor activity
Source: RefSeq, a predicted model, not a curated record